CUCCAACAGUCGCUAAAGGGUGAUCGUGUAUAGCGUACGUCUUGGAUGUAGUCAGGGCUAAUGGGGCUAAGGCUGCCACCGAUGGUGUUUCGCCUGACCAUUUUUCUUCGCCAGACUGAUUGUUAAUACGACGAAAGAUGGAGUUAGGUGCAACAAAACUGCGCCUUGGUGGGAUCAACAAUCUUUUAAACGUCCAUGUCCCAGUCGUCUGCACCAUAUCCAGGAUGCAUACUGAAGAACUACUCCGUCAGGUCCAAGCUGGACUGUGUCCGUCGCUGCCUCAGUCUCACCUUUUGUACUGGCUUGACCUACACGGAUCUGGCACCUGACAGUGGCUCCUGUGUAUGUCUGGCAUCAAGUGUGCAAGCAUGCAUCAGCACCACCAGACCUUCAGGAACAGUUUACAUCAAUAUUGUAGACAAAGGCCUACCUGGUUCCGAGUGGCUCAACAAAUCGUGCACUACCGUCGCCGACUGCCCAGUAAAACAUUCCAUAUGCUAUAAGGCGACGUCUACCUGUCUCUGCACACCUGGAUAUUAUUAUUCAGUCAAUUUUGGCACCUGCGUUCGAAAAUGUAACCCUCUCUACCUACAAGACACUUUUCUGAAGUACAACAAUGCAUGCAUCGGAGGUUAUCAGAAGGAGACAGCUCGAGGAAAAAGAGACGAGGAGUGCAUAAAGCUGUGUGUCUACAGCAGGGAUUGUCUGUCUAUCGACUACCACCAUCGUGGAUCCUACUGCCACCUGAAUUACCACACCGCCGUCACCUCAAACACUUUUUUCCCAGACUGCAAAGGAGAUCCUUCUGACCAUUAUCAACGGAUGUGUUUUUGAGUGCUGCUGCUGCUUGUGUUUGUGUUUUGUUUGUGUUUGUGUUCGUGUUUGAAAUGCUAUGUUCCUAAAAUGCUAUCUGUGUAAGGUACACAUAAUGUUGUACCAAAAGCAAGUCAAGAUGGAGAUGGUGACAAUGACCUUAACGACUUUUUUCUACCAAGCAGACUUUUUAGAGAGAUGAGUAGUAAAUUCAGAGCAUUUUAAAUCUGAGCUGCGUUUUCAUUUGAUUGAAAUCCCCUUUUUCUUGUUCCCUUUGUGCAUUGUAAAGAGGAAAAUAUACAAUGAACUGUAGCGGAGAAUAUAGACUGAUAAAGAAAAGAGAGAGGUUUGCAUGAAAUUUCAAAAUAUAUUGACAGAAUUUUCGUCAUUUGGUGGUGUGAUAGUUAAGUCCCUAUUAAAAAAAGGAUUACUCAUAAUACUAUCGAAAAUUCUUCUGGUAAUUAAUAAUCUUGCAGAUAUGAUCGUUAGAGAUGAAGGUAAAAUGAAUGUAUAUCAGAGGGCACUACCCUACUGUUAACAUACCUGUUGCCAGAUAGGAUGAUGAAUAUCACUGUGCAAAUGAUUAAACCCAGCUGGUGCCCACCUUAUCUAUCUAUAUAUAAAUCUUCAAGGGAACCGCACAACUAUUUUCUCCCAAAUAUAAACAAGAAAAAGGGGGAUGGAAUAGAAAAAGUAUUUCUCCUUGUUAGUCUUUGGUGAUGAUUAAGCUCGUGGUGAAUAUCUCUGAAGCUUCAAGUUUUACAUCCAAGUGAAAUCCUUCAAGGUAUUAGUGUUUUAAGAAACAGUAUCUCAGGUAUAUUCAUGGACACAAGGCUUAAUGUAACCAAAUUAUAAAACAACUGCUUGUGACAUUCUUGAGGAAUUUAAGCCAUUUAUGUUUCACAUUCCAUUUCUGGAACAAUUUUUCUCUUCAAAUUCUUGUUCCUUGAAUAUCUGUGGGUCACAUACAUGAAUUUCAAGCUCUGCUUCAAGCAUUUCAACCUUAGACAUAAAUGGGUUAAUAGAUAAAGCUGUAUAGUCACCAAGUUUCAUAUCUUUUCCCCUGCUACAAUAAUCACCUGUGUCAUUCUAUUCACCUGUCUUUCAUGUAUAUGCUAAAUGUAGUUAUGAAGCAGUGUGUGUAGUUGGAAUACUCUGAUUUCUUUGGUUUAUUGAUGAGUACUCUUCCUAUGAAUAUUUUAUCUGUUUCUGCUGUCACUGUUUGUAAUUAAUUGCUGUGGGGAUUAAUUUCAUGCUCUUUAUAUCUGUUAUGUUUGGACAGUUUUUGAAGAAAAUUAUUACUCAUAAAGCUCCUUAGCCAUCAGUCUACUAUUAGCUGUUAUUACGGGCUGUAAAAAAUGAAGAACAUGUUUUUACUAUCUCUUUUUAUGUAUAGGAAAUUACCAUGGCUAGCUCUUAAAUUGUAGAACUGAGUGCAAACUUCUAAAACAGCUUUUGAAUUCAUUGCAUGUGCUAUAGUCUUCGACAGAAGAUCUUAUCGAUGAAAUUCAUUAGAUGUCCAUUAAGUCUCAUGUUAACUAUCAUCUUCAAUGCUGGAAAUAGCUAAAUUGUGUUUAAAUUCUCUCGUGUAUUUUAAGGCUGUGAAAAUAUCUGUGGAUAUUUCUGAAAUGGUAGUACUUAUUGCAUACUCCUGUAUCUGUGAUAUAAAUG
Pomacea canaliculata is the source of this 2484-nucleotide messenger RNA. RefSeq lists its product as uncharacterized. The coding region runs from base 196 to 834 and encodes 212 amino acids. The record is from RefSeq and is a predicted model, not a curated record. The transcript is spliced from 4 exons. Lineage: Eukaryota; Metazoa; Mollusca; Gastropoda; Architaenioglossa; Ampullariidae.